AUUUCUCAGAGAGCCUGAAUGCUUCCUUGGUACAUACUUGAUUAGUAGACUGACAAGAACAUUGAUAGGGCCAGGGUACAGAUGUACAUAGUUCCUUUAAAACUCUAUCUAAACCAAUUUGUUUUGUAAUGCUUUUGAAUGAACUGGAUCAAAAGCUGAUAGCUGGACUUUGGAUCAUACUUUUCCUGCUUUUUUUAAUUUUUAGCACUGAUAAGCUUUGGAAACAUCUCUCUUUUUAGGAAGGAGCUAAUUGCUUCUGUGAAUCCGAUUUAGAAAAACAAAACAAAAAAACCCACCUAGAUAUCGGCGAAUUAUCCAGCCGGCACUAUGUCCAAGUUCAUAGCUCCCGACAUUAAAAACUUUGUGGCGUGGGACUACGUUGUUUUUGCUGCACUCUUUCUAAUUUCUUCUGGCAUUGGCGUUUUUUUUGCAAUUAAGGAGAGGAAAAAUGUAACUUCAAAGCAAUUUUUAGUAGGUGGAAAGCAGAUGACAUGCGGACCAGUGGCAUUGUCCCUUACAGCUAGUUUCAUGUCUGCAGUGACUGUUCUGGGAACACCAGCAGAGGUAUAUCGCUAUGGAGCGCCCUUCAUUGUUUUCUUUAUUUCAUAUAUGUUUGUCAUCAUCUUUACUUCUGAACUUUUCCUACCUGUGUUCUACAGAUCUGGGAUUACAAGCACUUACGAGUAUUUGGAGUUAAGAUUUAACAAGUCUGUUCGCUUUGCUGCAACACUGAUCUACAUAGUGCAGACGAUUCUUUAUACUGGAGUAGUGGUUUAUGCUCCGGCAUUGGCUCUUAACCAAGUGACUGGAUUUAAUCUCUGGGGCUCUGUAUUUGCAACAGGAAUUGUCUGCACUUUCUACUGCACUCUGGGAGGAUUAAAAGCUGUUGUCUGGACAGAUGCAUUUCAACUGGUUGUCAUGGUGAUUGGUUUCUUAACGGUUCUGAUUCAAGGAACUAUUCAGAAUGGAGGACUUACCAACAUCUGGGAGAAUGCCAACAAUGGAUCGCGCCUAGCAGUAUUUGACUUUGAUGUAGAUCCUUUAAGGCGACACACCUUUUGGACAAUCACAGUUGGGGGAACCUUUACGUGGUUAGGAAUCUAUGGAGUUAAUCAGUCCACAAUACAGAGAUGCAUUUCCUGCAAAUCAGAAAAGCAAGCUAAACUUGCACUGUACCUUAAUUUAGUUGGACUCUGGGUAAUCCUAGUGUGUGCAGUCUUUUCAGGCUUGGUGAUGUAUGCCCAUUUUAAGAACUGCGAUCCUUGGACUGCUGGUUUCAUUUCAGCACCUGAUCAGCUGAUGCCUUAUUUUGUUAUGGACAUAUUUUCCACAAUGCCAGGACUCCCCGGACUAUUUGUUGCAUGCGCAUUCAGCGGAACCCUCAGCACUGUGGCUGCAAGCAUAAAUGCUCUAGCAACAGUAACAUUUGAGGAUUUUGUCAAGUACCGUUUUUCAAAUCUCUCUGAAAAAAUGAGCACCUGGGUCAGCAAAGGCUUAUGUAUAGUAUUUGGAGUGCUGUGUACUUCCAUGGCUGUGGCAGCAUCACUUCUGGGAGGAGUUGUCCAGGCUUCACUCAGCAUUCACGGCAUGUGUGGGGGGCCCAUGCUAGGAUUAUUUACACUGGGAAUUGUGUUUCCUUGUGCUAAUUGGAAGGGUGCUGCAGGAGGCCUAUUGACUGGGAUCACCUUAGCAUUUUGGGUUGCUAUCGGAGCUUUUGUUUACCCAGCACAACCUUCAAAGGCCCGCCCUCUGCACUUAUCAACAGCCAACUGCACUCUAGCUAACACAGAGAUGAUAACUACAUUGGCUCCUACUCUCCCUCCAAUCAGGCCUCAACUGGCAGAUACUUGGUAUUCCUUGUCCUACCUUUACUACAGCGCUGUGGGCUGUUUAGGGUGCAUUAUUGCAGGCCUUCUGAUAAGCUUUUUAACAGGCCCUGCUAAAGGAAAAGAUGUGAAGCCACUGUUAAUACGUCCUGUCUGCAACCUGUUUUGUUUUUGGUCUGAAAAAUGCAAAACAUUAUGCUGGUGUGGCGUGCAGCAUGACAGCACAAAAGAGGACUCUGAAAACAAUCUGUGUAAAGAUGGUGCAAAGAAGGCAGGGACAGAUGAGCCCAUUCACAAUGGAUUCAACAAUGAAACCCAGAGUCAUUUACCGGGUUAUAAUCAUCAUGAAAAAUCCUACACCAAUACUAUCAUAGAGACAGAAUCCUACUUCUAGCAGCUGCGGGGGGACAAAACCUAACUUCUCAUGGAAAUCAAACUGCAUUGCUCCAGCUUUAGAAAACAAGGACUGUACCUAGCCUGUCAGUUGUAUUUUACUAAGUCCUGGAUGACCAGAGCAGCAUAUGGUAGUCACUGCAGAGAGAGAGGUAAAAGCCAGAUUCAAUUUUAGUUAUGAAAUACAUAUUAAAUAUUAAAAAACAAGGCAUCCAUUCUUUAAAGACAGUGAUGCUGGGAAUGCUGUGUAUCA
This is a messenger RNA of Chelonia mydas (Green sea turtle), 2472 nucleotides long. It is a transcript of the gene SLC5A12, whose product is annotated as solute carrier family 5 member 12. Gene Ontology annotation, biological process: transmembrane transport; sodium ion transport. Gene Ontology annotation, cellular component: membrane. Bases 328 to 2220 code for a protein of 630 amino acids. NCBI's taxonomy places the organism in Eukaryota, Metazoa, Chordata, Testudines, Cheloniidae. The transcript is spliced from 15 exons. The record is from RefSeq and is a predicted model, not a curated record. Gene Ontology annotation, molecular function: symporter activity; lactate transmembrane transporter activity.